AUGAAUUUACUUGGUAUUGUGGAAUCUGUGAACUCAUUCACAUAUGGGGAGAAGCCAAAUGACCUUUAUAUACUCCGUUCUCACGAUGGGAAACAGCCAUUGGGGUACGUUGUCCCAGAUGUUGCCAAAGAAUUGAAUAAAUUUCCCAAUGUAUUUCAAGUUGAUGAUGACUUGGUUCAAAUAAAAAUAUCUUCAAAUCUUGACACUAUAGAAAAGAGAAACAGGGGGUUUAAAGAGGUUGCCGAUAGCUUAAAUGAAUCAGGAUUCAUCAAAGGAUGGAGAAAUGAAUUAUUUAUUAUACAUUAUCCUGCACAUGAGCCUUAUGUUUAUUUAGAAAGAGCAUUUAGUCCCUUAUUAGGAAUAGUAAUGUAUGGUAUACAUGCUAAUUGUUAUAUACCCAAGGAGCUUUCAUCAACAGGAGAGAUUCAAUUUUGGAUACCAAGGAGGUCUAAAACCAAAAGUACACACCCUGGAAUGUUGGAUAAUACCGUUGGGGGCGGAUUGGGUCAUCCAUUUGGAGUUUUCGAUACGUUGAUUAAAGAAAGUGAAGAAGAAGCAGGGCUAGAAAGAUCAUUUGUCAAGAAAAAUGCAAAAGCUGUCGGGACAGUUUCAUAUACACUCUGUGAUAAACAAUUCAAUUAUGGAUAUGAAUUAGGAUUGAUCCAACCAGAGGUUCAGUAUAUAUAUGAUAUUCCUUGUGAUGAGUCAAUAGUUCCUAAGCCAAAUGAUAACGAAGUAGAAUGCUUCCAUUUGAUGUCAUUUGAAGAAGUUUGGACCAAUCUUUUGGACGAACAGUUUAAACCAAGUUGUGCCUUAGUAAUCAUAGAUUUUUUAACAAGACACGGUUUUGUGAACAGUGAAAAUGAGCCUGAUUAUGUUGAGAUUUUGGCCAAACUACACCGCUUACCACCUUUUCCUCUGAGAUAA
Molecule: messenger RNA, 927 nt
Organism: Hansenula ciferrii
Lineage: Eukaryota; Fungi; Ascomycota; Saccharomycetes; Phaffomycetales; Wickerhamomycetaceae
Exons: 1
Coding region: 1-927 (308 amino acids)
Molecular function (GO): 8-oxo-dGDP phosphatase activity
Source: RefSeq, a predicted model, not a curated record